Protomyces lactucae-debilis is the source of this 1416-nucleotide messenger RNA. RefSeq lists its product as uncharacterized. The record is from RefSeq and is a predicted model, not a curated record. The coding region runs from base 80 to 1087 and encodes 335 amino acids. The transcript has a single exon. Lineage: Eukaryota; Fungi; Ascomycota; Taphrinomycetes; Taphrinales; Protomycetaceae.
CGCAACCACAAGCGUCGUCUAUAGCCGGCUACUACUGCAGGAGCUCUGCUGCUCGAGCUACACUGCCAGUCAGUGCCAGAUGAACUACAGAGCCUGGGACGAGGCCAUUGAGGCUGCUAUUUCCAGUCUACCUCAGAAAGAGACACGCUCGCAACGACUACUCGCAUUGCAUCCAAAAGCCUUGAGCACUUUCAGAGCAUCACUCGCAGGUACCUCCCUUGCCAAACCACUCGCUCCUUUCCAACAGCACCCGACUUACUUGCUGCGCUAUCUACUUGCUGAAUGGGAAGAUGCAGACAAGAAGCCGCGCGAGAAUCUAGAUGAGCUUAUUGGGCUCAGUACUGAGCGCCUCGUCGCCUCACAGGCAUGGCGAGCUGGCAAAGGUGAAUGUUGGAAGACUUGGGGCUUUAAGGAUAUGGAUGACAUGUACAAGAACUACAAGACCGCCUCGGAUAUGGAGCGCAGAGUCAAUCAAUGGUAUCCUCAACGCUUCUUCAAGCACGACAAGACUGGCCAUCCAGUGCAUUACGAACUGAUGCCAAAUACCUACGAAAAGGACCUGAUACCACCCAUGACCAUUCGACGAAUUGUCAACAAUGAGCACACUCUCCGGCAUCGGGUCCCCCUGCUCAAUGCGCCGCCAACUCACCUUGGCAAUGAUCCGGCCAUACCGCAAGAUCAUUUGCCCACAGAUCGCCCUGAUGCCCUGUCUCGGCCAAUCCUUGGCGUCACUUGGAUCAUCGACGGUCGACGCCUGAGUCUCUGGUCGUCAAGCGCAAUAUACAAGACGGGUACUCAAUUGCUUCAGGCUUCAACAACGGUGACUUCUGCUCACUAUCCUGAACAGGGCAAUCGUGCCAUCAUCCUCAAUCUCGGCAGUGUAUGGAUGUCUUUCUACAAUCUUGCGAUGAAAUUGAUGCCAGCCUCGACGCAAAGUACAACGAAAUGCUAUGUUGGUCGCGACGAAUUGGAUAGCGCGAUUGGCUGGGACAGUGUGCCAAAGAUGUUUCAGGAUGACAAGGUGUUGACUCUGACGGAACAAGAAAUAGCACAGGCAAAGGCUGAUGAUGGUCCAUUUGUCGUCUGAAUGUCUCUCCUUCAUCAUGAGAUACACAAAUAGACAUGCUCAAUUACGUUGCGUUAACAUCUUUGAACCAUAGAAGCAUCGACUUCACAUUACACACCUACUCUUACAUCUAAAGUGUCAUCAAAUCGCUAAUCGCUUCCAAAUGACUUCCAAUAUGUCGGCAAGACGGCAUCUUCCAAGGCCUCCGCCGUCAAAGUGACUGCCACACAGUCAGUCGAGACAUCUUGCUUCUCAACUGCUGCGUAUGCCGACGUAUCACGCACAAGGAGCUCAUAAUACCUGCCACUGGACUUGCAGGCCAGCACCAUUGAUUGGAGAUCAGUCUCUUC